This is a messenger RNA of Rubroshorea leprosula, 1511 nucleotides long. NCBI's taxonomy places the organism in Eukaryota, Viridiplantae, Streptophyta, Magnoliopsida, Malvales, Dipterocarpaceae. The record is from the annotation of a GenBank genome assembly.
UUUGGCUUCAAUUGAGGAUGAGUACUAGUCCGCGCUGUUAACGAAUAGACACCGAGAUGCAGGAUUGCCGCACUCUUCCCCCCGACUGCCUCGAACCCAUCAUCUCCUUCACCAGUCCUCUCGAUGCCUGUAGAUGGUCAGUAGUUUCCCGCUCUUUCAACGAUGUCGCCAGAUCCAACGCGGUUUGGGUUAAGUUCCUGCCGUCCGACUACCAGAAUUUGGUUCCCGCAUCGCGAUCCACUUUUCCCUUGAAGGACCUUUAUCUCGGCCUCUGCGAUCAUCCUGUACUCAUUGAAAAUGGUAAAAAGGUAGUUUUAAUCAUUGGCUCUUUUCAAUUUUUCACUCAGCAAGGUACUUGACUAGAUAUGCAUUCACUCAACAUAUGCAUAUUGUAAGAUUUCAUUGUUUGGACUGAGGAUGAAUCAUAAGCUUAAAAAAGCCAAAUUCUGAUAAUGCCUUCCUUUUCUGAUCAAUUGCUGUAUAUAUGGCUUGUUAAGAGGCCAUGACUUGGUGUAAUUUUCUUUUGUGUUGAUAGUCCUGAAUUCAUGUCUAUAUGAAGCAGCUAACUAUAAGGAUUUUUAUUGGUAUAAUUUACAAAACUUAUGGAUGUGUUGCCUGGGUAUUCACUGCUUUUUUUUGGAAUAUGCUUGCUAGAGGAUUAUGUUCUUGUUGGUGAUGUAAUAAUGAUUAAUGAUGGUUAUGUCCUUUCUAUGGUAAGUUUAUGUAUUCCUUUGAUAUUUUGAAGUUUGAUCAGUAAUCUUUUCCAAACUAUUCUUUUUCAGUACUAGUAUUUUUUUGGCCAACAUUUUCAGAACCAGUUGAGUGUUUAAUUGUAUAACCUCUAUUGCAUAGAGCUUUUCACUGCACAAAAGGAGUGGGAAAAAAUGUUACAUGCUAGCUGCUGGGGACCUCGCCAUUACAUGGGGUGAUAAUCCUCAUUAUUGGAGUCGGAACUCCAUAGAAGAUUCCAGGUUCCCUGAGGGUGCAGAGCUUCUCAGUGUUUGUUGGUUUGAAAUCAAUGGGAGUAUCAGUACUUGCAAGCUUUCUUCAAUGACACGUUAUAAGGCAUACCUUGUGUUCAAACUGGGAGCUAGAUUUUAUGGAUUUACAAAUGAACGCGUAGAAGCCACUGUCCGACUUAGUGGAACUGAAGGUUUGCAGCGAACUGUAUUUCUGCAUGCAGAAGUUGAAGAUGUACAAAAUGAUUACCGGUACCCAGUAGAGAGGGGAGAUGGUUGGCUAGAGCUAGAGUUGGGUGAAUACUUCAAUGAACGAGGUGAAGAUGGCCAAUUGGAAAUACGAAUUUUUCAUUUCGAUGGUAGCUGGAAGAGAGGUGUCAUUAUUGAAGGCAUCGAAAUCAGGCCAAAUUAGCAGGACAUGACAAGAUCUUCUUCCACCCUGUGUAUUUUCUGUGGGAAAACAUUGCUCCUUGUGUUAAAUUACGAUUGUCGUGCAUUAGUCUUUAUAAAUACUAUAUGAGUCCUACUAUUAUCUAGACGCGAUCUUUGAAU